ACCCAGCGGUGCCCGCUGGUCAGGGACAGCUGAGCUUCCUCCACGCGCACAGCACCGUCACUGGGCGCUGGGCAGGAGGCCGCCCUGCCGGAGGACAGCCUGGGAGCCCUGUGCCAGCCGUGCCCAUGCCCGCCUCUGGGCUGGAAUCGCUCGUGUGGUUGCAGCCCAUCCACACGCACCCGAGUGCUCACAGGGCCUUGAUUUGUUCUGAGAGCCUCUUAAGGAAUCUGGCUCUCACCCCGCCGUUGUCCUGGUCCUGAGGUCAAGGGGGAAUCUCCCAGGCCCAGCCUCUCUCUGGACCCCGCUGCGCGUCCUGCAGCAGCAGCCAGAGGCCCCAUUAAGACAGAGCCAGGCCGGCGAGGGUCGGUGCUCAGCGCUCUCGGAGGAAAAGCCAAGAUUGGACCUUGGACCCAGCGGGCAGGCGGGGAGGCGCCGUCCACCGCGCGGUCCGUGUGCGCUGCUCGGGCUCCGCCAGUGGACACAAACAGCCACGGUGCCCACACGGAGGCCGGGCACCCAGGCUUCCCCUCGGAGCAAGUGUCCCAGCUAGGAAGCCCUCGGAGGACGUGUCCAGCUGGCGUCUGACCUCAGGGCCACCUGAGCCUUGGCAAAAACAGCGUCACGCGUGGGUUUGUGCCACUGCACUGUAACAAGACCAGGUGCGACCCCAUUCUGUCGGAGAGAGUCCCGUCCGUGUGUGCGUGUGGGUGACGCCGUACAGAAAUGCCAAAGUGUGGGUUUUAAUUUGUUUUUUGCCCUCACGCUAUGCAAGAGCUCUACCGACUCCCCCACUUCCUGCGCGCCGGCCCCGCCCUUCCUCUCCCGGCCACCUCGCCCCCGUCCUGCGUGGCGACCCGCGUGCCCUCCUUGUCACCUCUGCCUCCCUCCUGCUCGCGCGCCGUCACACCAGCACGCAGAUGUGCGCCUGGGGCGUGGGGGGCCUCGCUUCUCGGAGCGGGGCCCGCGGCGCACACGGCCCUGCGGCGGGGCU
Molecule: messenger RNA, 991 nt
Organism: Chinchilla lanigera (long-tailed chinchilla)
Lineage: Eukaryota; Metazoa; Chordata; Mammalia; Rodentia; Chinchillidae
Product: translation initiation factor IF-2-like
Source: RefSeq, a predicted model, not a curated record